Messenger RNA from Salarias fasciatus (jewelled blenny), 2844 nucleotides. Its product is annotated as RCC1 and BTB domain-containing protein 1. The record is from RefSeq and is a predicted model, not a curated record. Gene Ontology annotation, molecular function: protein binding. The transcript has 12 exons. NCBI's taxonomy places the organism in Eukaryota, Metazoa, Chordata, Actinopteri, Blenniiformes, Blenniidae. The coding region runs from base 281 to 1876 and encodes 531 amino acids.
CAACCAAGAGCUGCAGCAGGAGUGAACAGAAGCGAGAGCGGUAGCUAGCCAUCAGCCGCGAACAGAACCAGCAGCCGCCAGCAGCCUCCAGCCACCGACGGCCUCCCGCUGAAACCCCUCAAAACCGUCCACCGCCGCCGGCAGCGACUCCAGACAGCUAACCGAGCGGAGCGGAGACUGCAGCACUGGCAGCCCUGCGUCUUCAGACCGCCCCCCCGCCCCCGCCCCCCCGGUUCGGGCUCAGGUCUUCAGCGCUGCACGGCCUCACAGCGAGCGCGACAUGGUGGAUGUGACCAAGUGGCCCCUGUUCAGCCUGAUGGGGCCCCAGGAGCUCUGCCUCAUUCGGAAGGCCUGCGUGUUCGGAACGUCGGCCAAUGAGGCCAUCUACGUGACCACGGACGACGAGGUGUUUGUGUUCGGACUGAACUGCAGCAACUGUCUGGGGACGGGAGACAGCCAGAGCACCAUCGUACCCAAGAAGCUGGACUUCCUCAGCGGGAGGAAGGUGGUCAGCCUGAGCUACGGAAGUGGACCCCACAUCCUGCUGGCCACAGAAGAUGGCGAGCUGUUCGCCUGGGGCCAUAACGGCUACAGCCAGCUGGGCAAUGGGACGACCAACCAAGGGGUUGCUCCGGUGCUCGUGUCUGCCAACCUGCUGAAUAAGAAGGUGACGGAGGUGGCCUGUGGCUCCCACCACUCCAUGGCUCUGACCGACGCAGGAGAGGUUUACGCGUGGGGCUACAACAACUGCGGCCAGGUGGGCUCGGGGUCCACGGCGAACCAGCCCACCCCCCGCCGGGUGUCCAGCUGCCUGCAGAGCAAGGUGGCCGUCAGCAUCGUCUGCGGCCAGACCUCGUCCCUGGCGGUCGUCGACAACGGAGAGGUGUACGGCUGGGGCUACAACGGGAACGGACAACUGGGACUCGGGAAUAACGGCAACCAGCUGACGCCCUGUCGCCUGGCAGCACUGCAGGGUGUGUGUGUGCAGCAGAUUGUCUCGGGCUACGCUCACUCUCUGGCGCUAACAGACGAGGGCUUGCUCUACGCCUGGGGCUCCAACACGUACGGCCAGCUGGGCACCGGCAACAAGAGCAACCAGCUGAGCCCGGUUCAGAUCAUGACCGAGAAGGAGAGGAUAGUGGAGAUCGCCGCGUGCCACUCCACGCACACGUCGGCCGCCAAGACGCAGAGCGGCCAGGUGUACAUGUGGGGCCAGUGCCGGAGCCAGUCCGUCCUGCUGCCGCUGCUCACGCACUUCGCCUGCACCGACGACGUCUUCGCGUGCUUCGCCACGCCCACCGUGAUGUGGAGGCUGCUGUCGAUGGAGCAUGACGACUUCCUGACGGUGGCUCAGUCUCUGAAGAAGGAGUUUGACAACCCCGAGACGGCUGACCUCAAGUUCUGCGUUGACGGCAAAUAUAUUUAUGUCCACAAAGCAAUUCUCAAAAUCAGGUGUGAACACUUCAGGUCGAUGUUCCAGUCCCACUGGAACGAAGACAUGAAGGAGGUGAUUGAAAUAGAUCAGUUCUCCUAUCCGGUCUACCGCUCUUUCCUGGAGUUCCUCUACACAGACAAUGUGGAACUUCCUCCCGAAGACGCCAUCGGACUGCUGGAUCUGGCCACGUCGUACUGUGAGAACCGCCUCAAACGCCUCUGCCAGCACAUCAUCAAGCGGGGCAUCACGGUGGAGAACGCCUUCUCCCUGCUGUCCGCCGCCGUGCGCUACGACGCCGAAGACCUGGAGGAGUUCUGCUUCCGGUUCUGCAUACACCACCUGACGGAGGUGACGCAGACCGCCGCCUUCUGGCAGAUCGACGGGAACCUGCUGAAGGACUUCAUAAGCCGGGCCAGUCGCUGCGGAGCCUUCAAGAACUGAGGUGGGGGCGAAGGGGGGGCGGCGGCCGGGAGACGCAGCGCCUCCCGGCGGCUGCUCCGCCCGGCGCCUCACAGGAUGUUGUUAUUGAUCAGGUCGACAGUGACGAGCGUCGUUUCCCACGGUGCCUGAUCUCCUGGACGUGCACAUAUCGGCUUUCCCGAUCAACUUAUUGAUUUGCAAACUGAAACAUUCUUGCCAGUUGCUUGACGUCACUUUAUUUAGUGUUUUUUUUUUCUUUCUUUUCUUUUUUCAGUGACCAAUUUACUUCAAGGCUUUUUGCGUUUGAGUUUCAAAUGAGAUUUUCCUCAUUUGUACCAGAAGACCACACCUUAGUUUGAAAAUGCUGCUGAGGUUCAGACACUCUUUGCACUUAUAGAUGAAAGAUUAAAGGAGCACUGGAGGAAUGAAUUUGAAUGUUUCAUCAAUAUUCAGGCAUUUGGGUCUGGAUUCAAUUUGUUUAGGUCAACUCGGUCAGCAGAAGACGACCGAAAGAUCUGGACUCAGGUUACAGUUGAACUCUACAUCCCAGGUUAAGCUUUUAUUUUGAGGUCUUAUUCUUUUGAGCGUGUUGUCACGGCUCCCCCUGGUGGUGCAGCGGGCUAGGUUUCCACCCUCAGAGCGAGACGACUAGCCCAGUCUGCUGUUGGGACUGUUUAAAAAACAGCUGCUCAGUAGAAGUUAUCAGCUGCAGUCUCAGUCGUUACAAAUAUACUUUUAUUUUCACCACUGAAAAGGAGAUGAACAGGAAGUGGUUUGUUGCAUUGAUUGAUUUUUUUUUUUGUUGUUAAUCUGCAACAAACUGCUGAAUGUUGAACUUUAUACAGAAACACGUCGAUGAAAUAUUUUUAAAGACAUCUGUGAGACAGAUGUGGACAGACUGAAGACUAUUGGCUCAUUUCUAUUAAUGAGUGUUGUGAAGUGCCAGUUACCUUUUGUAAAUAAAUUACUGCAAAAUAAAAAAAUAUACA